CUGAGAAGACCCGCUCUGCCUCAGCUCCCUCUCCGGUCUACCCUCCAAUGAAGUGCCUGAACAACCGGGCCGACAGCCACCUGACCGGCCAGGUGGAGCUGGACAGCGUGGCCAACGGAGCCUGGGUCAACCAGGGCUACUGCGGCUCUCCUCCACCGGCGCCCCGAGUGGUCAGCACCGUCUACAGCGCCCAGCCCCCCUUCCAGGGCUCCAUGGACCGCGUGUACAAGCUGGACGGUGGAACUGGACUCCCAGAGGAAGAGAAGCGACGAGGCUGCUGCUCCUUCAUCAAAGGCUUCUGGGGCACGACGCUGACUGAGAACACCUCCAACAACCGAGAACUGUUCGUCAGAACCACUCUACGCGAGCUACUGGUCUAUCUGGUGUUCCUGGUGGACAUUUGCCUCUUGACAUACGGGAUGACCAGCUCCAGCACCUAUUACUACACUAAAGCCAUGACGGACCUGUUUGUGAGCACAGGUGGUGACAGCGGGGUUAAGUUUCAGUCCAUUGGCACCAUGGCCGACUUCUGGAUUUACGCUCAGGGCCCGUUGCUGGACGGCCUCUAUUGGACCAAAUGGUACAACAACCGGUCCCUGGACCGAGGCGAACACUCCUUCAUCUACUACGAGAACAUGCUGCUGGGAGUGCCCAGAAUGAGGCAGAUCAAGAUCGUGAACAACUCCUGCACGGUGCACACGGACUUCGAGGAUGAGAUCACGGGAUGCUUCGAUGUGUACAACGACAAGAAGGAGGACGACCUGAGCUUCGGCCUCGUCAAUGGCACCGCAUGGACCUACCACACGGAGAAAGAAGUCAACGGUUCCUCUCACUGGGGCUUGCUGACCACCUACAGUGGAGCGGGGUACUACCGGGACCUGAGUCAGACCAAAGAGGAGAGCGCCGCCACUCUGGAGGAACUGGUGGAGAACCUGUGGCUGGACCGAGGAACCAGAGCCGCCUUCGUCGACUUUUCCACUUACAACGCAAACAUCAACAUGUUCUGCGUCAUCAGGUUGGUGGUUGAGUUCCCAGCGACUGGUGGAGCGAUCCCUUCCUACCAGAUAAGAACCGUCAAACUGAUUCGCUACAUCACCAACUGGGACUACUUCAUCCUCGCCUGCGAGUUGGUGUUCUGCUUGUUCAUCCUGUACUACGUGGUGGAGGAGAUCCUCGAGCUGCGGAUACACAAGUUCUCCUACUUCAAAAGCAUCUGGAACAUACUGGACAUCGUUGUCAUAAUGCUCGCCAUCGUUGCCAUUGUCUUCAACGUCUUCCGGACCGUCAAAGUGGACAACUUGCUCGGCAAACUGCUGGAACAACCUGGAAUCUACGCCGACUUUGAAUUCCUGGCAUUCUGGCAAACGCAGUACAACAACAUGAACGCGGUGAACCUAUUCUUUGCGUGGAUCAAGGUCUUCAAGUACAUCAGCUUUAACAAGACCAUGACUCAGCUGUCCUCCACACUGGGUCGAUGUGCUAAGGACAUCCUGGGCUUCGCUAUCAUGUUCUUCAUCGUGUUCUUCGCCUACGCGCAGCUUGGAUAUUUGCUCUUCGGGACAGAGGUGGAAUCUUUCAGCACCUUCGUCAAGUGCAUCUUCACUCAGUUCAGGAUUAUUCUGGGAGACUUCGAUUACGAUGCCAUCGACCGCGCCAACCGAGUCCUCGGGCCGGUCUACUUCGUGACCUACGUGUUCUUUGUGUUCUUUGUUCUCCUGAACAUGUUCCUGGCCAUCAUCAACGACACGUACUCUGAAGUGAAGCAGGAGCUCUCAGCCCAGAAAGACGAGCUGCAGAUCACCGACAUCAUCAAACAGAGCUACAUGAAGACGUUUAUGAAGAUGAAACUUAAAAAGGAGGAAAUAUCAAACGUUCAGAAGGCGCUGCAAUCUGGAUCUGGAGAACUUGAGUUCAAGGACUUCAGAGAAACCCUGAAAGAGAUGGGACACGCCGAACACGAGAUCUCUGCCGCCUUCUCCCGGUUCGACCGCGACGGAAACCGCAUUCUAGACGAAGACGAGCAGAGGAGGAUGAAGAGGGAGCUGGAGGAGAAGCGGGACGCUCUGAACACCGAACUCAACACUCUCGGGAUGCAUUAUGGGAAAGAUGUGCCGGAGACCCUUGCUGCUGCGGCUCACGCGCAGAACCUUUCCGGCCACGCGGCGGCGGGUCAGGGAGAGUUUCUCAGCCUGAGCAGACAGGUGCAGCAGCUGCAGCGCUCCACGGCGCGCCUCGCCGCCCAGAUGGACGCGCUGCUGGCCCGACUCGGCCUGCAGGAGGCCGGAGGGAAACUCACGAGCGCUGCUGCGGCAUCCGAUGGGAGCGUCCUGGUUUGUGUGGACCGAGGGUCGAGACCAGCGGGUUGCAACACGUCCGAUUGUCAGAUGUGAUUGGCCCCCGAGGAACAUCUGGAGGUCAGCUGAAGGUCAGCUGAAGGUCACGCGCAGACGAUGAUUUGUUUUUCACUAGGUUAAAAGUCUGGAUCCUUCAAACCAACAAUAACUCUUAAAUUACAGCUCAUGCCAUGGUAAUAUGUAAAUACUGUAUAAACAGAAGGCCUGCGCACUGGGCUCCUUGGAGACGUGUGGCGGCCGCGGUCAGCAGGUCCGUCACUCAGAGGGUCGGUGGUUCGAUCCCCGGCUAGUCGAUGUGUCCUUGAGCAAGACAACCUGCGCCCCGUGGUGUGAUCGUAAGCUCAGAUCCGUAGAGGCUGUAGAGACCUGGAUAUAAAUCUACAUAUUAGCGUGAGAUACAUUUAUUUCAAGGGUCGGUGGGAAGAGGUAGUUACGCAAUAUAAUCCAACAUGCUGUCUGCCACCUGGUCUCUGACGACGUGACGCUUGCUUUGCUUUCACGGUGAUGAGUUCUUACUGCAGUCGCUCUAAAGGCCGUGACUUGUGAUCAGGGUAGUGAGGCCUAGAACCAAAUAACUCCCUAGUUAUGCUCAUAUGCAGUCGUUUCAUCAUUAUUCACACCUUUGUCCAGCUGAGAAAAAACAAAUCCACUUCCAUGGAUUAUUAAACACUUGAUCCCAGUGGCCAGGACGUUAUAAACACUCAUUAUUCAGUUUUUUUAAAUGUCAAAUGUAUAGAAGCCUUCUCUCAUGAGUGUCUAACAUCACACGUCAGAAGCGGUUUCAUAAUCCUCCGAGUAGAUUUAACAAUGAAUGUAUGUGUUGAUGUAUUAAUAUCCAAUAAAUGUAGUGAACGAC
Molecule: messenger RNA, 3210 nt
Organism: Pseudoliparis swirei
Lineage: Eukaryota; Metazoa; Chordata; Actinopteri; Perciformes; Liparidae
Gene: pkd2l1
Product: polycystic kidney disease 2-like 1
Exons: 15
Coding region: 48-2390 (780 amino acids)
Biological process (GO): potassium ion transmembrane transport; detection of mechanical stimulus
Cellular component (GO): membrane
Molecular function (GO): muscle alpha-actinin binding; calcium channel activity; calcium-activated potassium channel activity
Source: RefSeq, a predicted model, not a curated record